Molecule: messenger RNA, 1931 nt
Organism: Panicum hallii
Lineage: Eukaryota; Viridiplantae; Streptophyta; Magnoliopsida; Poales; Poaceae
Exons: 2
Coding region: 287-1864 (525 amino acids)
Source: RefSeq, a predicted model, not a curated record
CUCUUUAAUUACUUUUGGGACCGAUCAGCAGACCUCUUGAGCAUUGUAGUUGCACCUCGUACGAAAUAUAUGUGCACUUCACUUACUCAGGAUUGUAUAUGUAGCUUACUAUCUUACCACCACUUCACUUAGUCUUUGCUUGUGGUCGCAGUUUCCUCGAAUUACAUAUAUAUGUAGCUUAGUUUGUAUCAUCAACUUAGGAUUUCAUUUUUACUAUUUAAUUUUAUGUGUGUAUAUAGACAUACUGCGGCUUUCUUCCUGCACAGGAAUCGGUAGAUCCUUAGCCAUGGCGGAGAUGGUCGGUUCUGCGGCUGCGGAGGAGAUACUAAAGCAGGCCUUUGCAGGUCUGAUUGGCAAGCAGCAGCACGAAGAGGGAAGAGAUGAGAAGGAGCAUCACAUGGAGAGGCUGGAGAUGGCGCAGAUCAAGCUGGAGGCCGCGGUUGAGACAUCUUGCAGAUGGCAAAUCAAGGACGCGUCGCUGGUACGCUGGCGCAAGAAGCUGAAGCGCGCAGCUCGGGAGUGCGACGACACGCUGCGCGGCUUCAAACAGCGUGCCGCCGAAGACGAAGCCAGAGAGCAAGAGGCGAGGGGCUCCUCCUUCCCCAGGCGCUGGGCUCGUGCUACCAAGUCAAUCGUCACGGCUCUCCUGAGCCGUGACAACAGCUAUGCCUCGAGUAGCUCCGCCGCUGUUCGAAGGUUCGAGAGGCUCGCCGACAGCGCCGGCGAGUUCCUGAGGUUCGCGGAGCUCGGCGGCACGCCGCGGCGGUACAUGUUCGCCGACCCGCUCAUCGGGCACCUCCUCGCCGGCCAAGAGCUGCGAUACAGACUCGUCCGGAGAGGCCAGUACCAUCUGUUCUGUGUGCGUCCGAUUCGCCUGGAGGAGGACCGUGGGAUGGAGGCCAAGCUCCUCUUCAUGUACGAGGACGACGAGGCGCCGGAGAAGAACCUGUGCCUGGGUUCCAUACUGCGGCUCUCCGAGAGCACGGACAUAGUUGGCACCAUCAUCAAGUUCUUGGACCUGCUGGUGGCUCCUCAUUUCAAGUCCACAGCUGAGUCUGUCAGCAAGGAGCUCGCCCAGCUGCCGACGCAGGACUUCUGGUGGGUACCGUAUGUUGACUCCAGCCACAAGAAGCACUGGAACAGCAUCCACAGCAGCAUGACCCAGUGGUUUCGCCCAGACCCGCUGUGCUGCAAGCAGCAUGAGCCCAUGCUCUCCUAUGGCGGAAGCAGCAGCAGCAGCACAAUGAAACUGUCAGAUGUGGCUGAUCUAGAACCAGUCAUCGAAGUGUCCCUGCAGCGCCACAUCCCACUGUCCGAGUGCAACAAGCACAGGAGCAAAGCUGCUGAAGGCGACACCAGUUGCCUCAAGAACGUGCCGCAUCUAAAGAUCGGGCUCCUCUUCGCCCCCCAUGGCUCCUCCGAAGGGCUGCUCCCCUCCGUGGAGAGCUCGGCGAUCGAGGUGAUCGACGGCGCGGAGCAGAGUGGUGCGCACACGAACAUUAGCCUCGAGCAGCUGGACGAGUUCAUGCUGCCCAAGGCGAUCGACUGCCUCCGCCAGAAGGCCGAACUGACGGUGUACCAGAUGUUCUGGAGGUCCAAGCAUGGCGCCGCUUUCCUUCAGGUGGGGAAGACGGGCCUGAUGAAGAUACCACCGAGACACGUCACAGGGGUCGGGGACAGGAGGUUCAUGAUCCAGCGACGCCGGGACCCCAAGCUAGAGAAAUGGGUUCAGCUUGUCAAAGACUUCCUGGAUCUGUGGGCUGCGCAUGCUCCUCGUAAGCUUCAGAGCUCGAUCGUGGAAUGGAUUCAAAAGGUGGAUGAAAAGCAGACUGUUGGACCCUGUUUUGUUUGUUUGCUUUUUUAAUAUAUAAUCAGCAGGGGAUCUACCCCUCCUAUUUCAUAAAAAAGAAAAUACAAUGAUAUUUAGCACC